CCUCUGAAGAAUGCUUCAAACCAGACCUACUGCAGGGAGUAGGGUACAAUACAGUCUGGUCUCCUCUGGCCCCUUCACCCUGCAGCAUGGGGAAGGACAAACUCCUUCAUCCAAGUCUUAUUCUCCUCCUUCUGAUCUUUUUGCCUACAGAUGCAUCAGUCUCUGGAAAACCACAGUAUAUGGUGCUUGUCCCCUCUCUGCUCCACACUGAGACCCCUGAGAAGGGCUGUGUCCUUCUGAGCCAUCUGAAUGAGACGGUGACAGUAAGAGCUUCCUUGGAAUCUCUCAGGGAGAAUAGGAGUCUCUUCACUGACCUGGUGGCCGAGAAGGACUUAUUCCACUGUGUCUCCUUCACUGUACCAAGAUCUUCAUCCAAUGAAGAGGUAAUGUUCCUCACUGUCCAAGUGAAAGGACCAACCCAAGAAUUCAAGAGGCGGACCACAGUGUUGGUUAAAAACCAUGAGAGCCUGGUCUUUGUCCAGACAGACAAACCCAUCUACAAACCAGGGCAGACAGUGAAGUUUCGUGUUGUAUCGCUGGAUGAAAAUUUUCACCCCCUGAAUGAGUUGAUUCCACUAGUAUACAUAGAGGACCCCAAAGGAAACCGCAUCACACAAUGGCAGAAACUCAAGUUAGAGAGUGGCCUCAAUCAAUUGACCUUUCCCCUCUCAUCAGAGCCAUUUCAGGGCUCCUAUAAUGUGGUGGUACAGAAGGAAUCAGGUGGAAGGACAGAGCACCCCUUCACCGUGGAGGAAUUUGUGCUUCCCAAGUUUGAAGUCCAAGUAACAAUGCCAAAGAUAAUUACUAUCUUGGAAGAAGCAGUGAAUGUGUCAGUGUGUGGCCUAUACACAUAUGGGAAGCCAGUCCCAGGAUAUGUGACUAUGAGCAUGUGCAGAAAGUAUAAUAAUCCUUCCCAUUGCUUUGGUAAAGAGUCAGAAGCUAUGUGUGAAAUUUUCAGUCAGCAGCUAAACAGCCAGGGCUGUUUCUCUCAGCAAGUAAACACCAAGGUCUUCCAGAUGAAGAGACAAGGGUAUAAAAUGGAACUUGAAGUGGAGGCCAAAAUCCGAGAAGAAGGAACAGAGGUGGAAUUAACCGGAAGAGGGUCCAGUGAAAUAACGAGAACUAUAACCAAACUCUCAUUCGUGAAAGUGGACCCACACUUUAGACGAGGGAUCCCCUUCUUUGGGCAGGUGCGCCUAGUAGAUGGGAAAGGUGUCCCCAUGCCAAAUAAACUUAUCUACAUCACAGCAAGUGAAGCAAACUACGAUUCCAAUGCUACUACCGAUGAGCAUGGCCUGGUGCAGUUCUCCAUCAACACCACCACCGUCACGGACACCUCCCUCAACAUUAGAGUCAAACACAAGGAUAAUAGUAGAUGUCAUAGCUACGAAUGGCUGUCAGAAGAAAAUGAAGAAAUUUAUCACACUGCUAAUCAUGUAUUCUCCCCAAGCAAGAGCUUUGUCCACCUUGAGCCCAUGCCUCGUGAACUGCCCUGCGGCCAAACUCAGACAGUCCGAGUCCAUUAUGUUCUGAAUGGACAGGUCCUGCAGGAGCUGAAGGAGCUCAAGUUCUAUUACCUGAUAAUGGCAAAGGGAGGCAUUGUCCAAACGGGGACUCAUGUACUGCCUUUGGAGCAGGGAGACAUGAAAGGCCAUUUUUCGGUGUCAGUCCCUGUGGAGUCAGACAUUGCUCCUAUUGCUCGAUUGCUCAUCUAUGCCAUUUUACCUGAUGGAGAAGUGGUUGGAGAUUCUGCAAAAUAUGACGUUGAAAAUUGUCUGGCCCACAAGGUAGAUUUGAGCUUCAGCCCAGCACAAAGUCUUCCCGCCUCACCUGCCCACCUGCGAGUCACAGCUUCUCCUCAAUCCCUCUGUGCCCUCCGUGCAGUGGACCAAAGUGUGCUGCUCAUGAAGCCCGAGGCAGAGCUCUCCCCGGCCUCGGUUUAUAACCUGCUACCAGUAAAGGACCUCACUGGUUUCCCUGAGAGUUUGAAUCAACAGGAGGAAGACAACAGAGACUGUGUCCAACACAAUGUCAAUAUCGAUGGAAUCAUCUAUUCCCCAGUAUCAAAUACAAAUGAAAAAGAUAUGUACAGCUUCCUACAGGAUAUGGGCUUAAAGGUAUUCACCAACUCAAAGAUUCAUAAACCCAAAGUAUGUCCACAGCAUGAAGUCUAUUUAAAGAUGCAUUCUCCAAGACUAUUAGCUUUUUCAGAAGUAAGUGGAUUCGACUCCAGUUCUAAUUUUAUACUACAUGCUUCAGAGCCUCUCACAGAGACUGUGCGAAAGUACUUCCCUGAGACGUGGAUCUGGGACUUAGUGGUAGUAGACUCAUCAGGUGUGGCUGAAGUAGGAGUAACAGUCCCUGAUACCAUCACUGAGUGGAAGGCAGGGGCCCUCUGCUUGUCCAAUGACACUGGACUUGGGCUCUCUCUUCCUGCCACUCUUCGAGCUUUCCAGCCCUUCUUUGUAGAGCUCACACUGCCCUACUCUGUGAUCCGCGGAGAGACCUUCACACUCAAGGCUACUGUCCGAAACUACCUUCCCAAAUGCAUCCGGGUCAGUGUGCAGCUAGAAGCCUCUCCUGCAUUCCUAGCUGUCCCAGGGAAGAAGGAACAAGAGUCUCACUGCAUCUGUGGGAAUGGCCAACAAACCGUGUCCUGGGCAGUAACCCCAAAGUCAUUAGGGAAUGUGAAUUUCACCGUGAGCGCAGAGGCACUGGAGUCUCAAGAACUGUGUGGGAAUGAGAUGGCUGUGGUCCCUUCAUAUGGAAAGAAAGACACAAUCAUCAAGCCACUUUUGGUUGAACCUGAAGGACUGGAGAAGGAAGCAACAUUCAACUCCCUGCUUUGUCCAUCAGGUGCUGAGGUACCCGAACAAUUAUCUCUGAAGCUGCCACCAAAUGUGGUAGAAGGAUCUGCCCGAGCCUCCUUCUCAGUUUUAGGAGACAUAUUAGGCUCUGCCAUGCGAAACACACAAAAUCUCCUCCAGAUGCCCUACGGCUGUGGAGAACAGAACAUGGUCCUCUUUGCUCCUAACAUCUAUGUUCUGGAUUAUCUAAAAGAAACACAGCAAUUGACUCCAGAGGUCAAGUCCAAGGCCAUUGGCUACCUCAACACUGGUUACCAGAGACAGCUAACCUACAGGCACUAUGAUGGCUCCUAUAGCACCUUUGGAGAACAACACGGCAGAAGUGAAGGCAAUACUUGGCUCACUGCCUUUGUACUGAAGACUUUUGCCCAGGCUCGAACUUACAUCUUCAUUGAUGAAGCACACAUUACCGAAGCCCUCACCUGGCUCUCCCAAAAUCAGAGGGACAAUGGCUGUUUCAGAAGUUCUGGGUCACUGCUCAACAAUGCCAUUAAGGGAGGAGUAGAAGAUGAAGAGACCCUCUCUGCCUAUAUUACCAUAGCCCUUCUGGAGAUUCCUCUUCCCAUCACGCACCCUGUUGUCCGCAGUGCCAUAUUCUGCCUGGAGUCAGCCUGGAAGUCAGCAAAGGAAGGACCCGAUGGAAGCCAUGUCUACACCAAGGCACUGUUGGCCUAUGCUUUUGCCCUGGCAGGUAACCAGGAAAAAAGGAGAGAAGUACUCCAAUCACUUAAUGAGGAAGCAGUGAAGGAAGAUAAUUCCGUCCACUGGACGCGGCCUCAGAAACCCAAGGCACCAGUGAAACAUUUUUACCAAACCCCGGCUCCCUCUGCUGAGGUGGAGAUGACGUCCUAUGUACUCCUGGCUCACCUGACAGCCCAGCCUGCCCCGACCUCAGAGGAGCUGCUAUCUGCAUCGCACAUUGUGAAGUGGAUCACAAAGCAACAGAAUUCCCAAGGGGGCUUCUCUUCCACCCAGGAUACAGUGGUGGCUCUCCAUGCUUUGUCCAAAUAUGGAGCAGCCACUUUCACCACCACUGGGAAAGCUGCACACGUGACCAUCCAAUCUUCAGGGACGUUUUCCACAAAUUUCCAAGUAGACAACAACAAUCGCCUGCUACUCCAGCAGAUUUCAUUGCCAAAGGUGCCUGGAGAAUACAGCACGACAGUGACAGGAGAAGGAUGUGUCUACCUCCAGACAUCCUUGAAAUACAAUGUUCUCCCAGAAAAGGAAGCAUUCCCAUUUGCUUUGAACGUGCAGACUCUGCCCCAAACUUGUGAUGAACCCAAAGCCCACACCAGCUUCCAGAUCUCAUUGAAUGUCAGUUACACUGGCAGCCGCCCUGCCUCCAAUAUGGCGAUUGUUGAUGUGAAGAUGGUAUCUGGCUUCAUUCCUCUGAAACCAACAGUGAAAAUGCUUGAAAGAUCUAAUGAUGUGAGCCGAACAGAAGUCAGCAACAACCAUGUUUUGAUUUACCUGGAUAAGAUGACAAAUCAGACACUGAGCUUGUCCUUCAUGGUUCUACAAGAUAUCCCAGUAAGAGAUCUGAAAUCAGCCAUAGUGAAAGUCUAUGAUUACUACGAGACAGAUGAGUUUGCGAUUGCUGAGUACAAUGCUCCUUGUAGCAAAGAUCAUGGAAAUGUUUGAAGAUCAUGUCAUUGAAAACUGCUCUGCUGGAGUCCCUGUUCCAUAGACUCCGAUCUCCAUGGAGAAAACAAAAGAGUUUUUGUAUCUCUAAAGCCUUAAUGAAUAAACCAUUUUUUCUAGUCAA
Rhinolophus ferrumequinum (greater horseshoe bat) is the source of this 4635-nucleotide messenger RNA. It is a transcript of the gene A2M, whose product is annotated as alpha-2-macroglobulin. The transcript is spliced from 36 exons. The record is from RefSeq and is a predicted model, not a curated record. The coding region runs from base 87 to 4511 and encodes 1474 amino acids. Lineage: Eukaryota; Metazoa; Chordata; Mammalia; Chiroptera; Rhinolophidae. Gene Ontology annotation, cellular component: extracellular region. Gene Ontology annotation, molecular function: endopeptidase inhibitor activity.